This is a messenger RNA of Thamnophis sirtalis, 2908 nucleotides long. Lineage: Eukaryota; Metazoa; Chordata; Lepidosauria; Squamata; Natricidae. The record is from RefSeq and is a predicted model, not a curated record.
GUCGGAUAAAUCUGAUCCGUUUCAGGAAAACGUGAAUGUGAAUAUUUUUCGUUUGCCGUGUCCUUAAAUUACUUCUAUAAAACUAGAAGUAGCUUAAAUUUCUGGCAAUACUAGUAAAGCUACAAUGGAUCAAGCUGUAGCUCAGAAAUUUGUUUUUAAAUUACACCUUUGCGUUUGAAAAAUAUAUAGAAAGACAGUGUCAAGUCUAGCUGUCAGAAUGCAACCCUACAGAUAGAUUGAAAGGCAUGACGCUGCAAUCCCUCACAUUUAGAACGUUACAUCAUGUUUUCUUUGACACUGUUUACAGUUUCAAUACUUCAGCAACCCGGUGGCGCAAUUCUGGCAGAAGUCCAGUUCAGAAAUACUUGUACAGUAUUAAUUUUUUAAAAAAAAACUACUAUUCCCAGCAGGCUCCAGGGAAAGAGUUGCGAAAUAAACGAGGAUAUAUAAGAUGCCUCUCGGGCAACGUGAACUUCAGACUGCUCGGUGAGUUUCGCGGGCGCUGGUUCUUCUUUAGGCGUAUUUUUUUUAAAUUAACUGCAGCGUUAUUGUUAUUGUUAUUAUUAUUCCUCUCCUCUGAAAGCUGAGAACAGUCCCUCUGCUGCUCCUUUAUUUCCUCCUCUCCUUCCUUCCUUUUGUCCGACCAUUGCAAUGAGACCCAACGAAGCAGUGGAGGCGUCGUCCGCCUCGGAGAUGCGCUUGGACGAAUGGAAGCGGUGGGCGGCCGAAUGCAUCGACGGGUCUUCGCAGCGGCUGGGCGAGCUGAGCCGGGAGAUCUGGAGCCACCCGGAGCUGGCUUACGAGGAGCACCAGGCUCACGCCGCCCUGACGCGCUUCUUCGCCGGCCUGCCCGUCUCCUCCUCUUCGGGCGCCUGGUCGGUGCAGCGCAGUUACAAGUUAGAAACGGCCUUCCGGGCAGACUGGAAGUGGGACGGGGCGUCCUGCUCUCCCGCCGAAGCCAGCCAGGCUCUCGGGCAGCCACCGCCGCUUCGGCUGGGCUUCCUGUGCGAGUACGACGCCCUGCCCUCCAUCGGGCACGCCUGCGGACACAACCUCAUCGCCGAAGUGGGAGCCGCCGCCGCGCUGGGCCUGAAGGGCGCUCUGGAAAGCCUUCGCCAGAGCCCCGCCGGCCUCCCUCGCCAGGCGCCCUCGGUGAAGGUCACAGUGCUGGGUACCCCUGCUGAAGAAGACGGAGGAGGCAAAAUAGACUUAAUUAAAGCUGGGGCUUUUGAUGGUCUAGAUGUUGUUUUUAUGGCUCAUCCCUCUCAAGAAGAUGCACCUUAUUUACCUGAUAUUGCAGAACAUGAUGUGACUGUGAAAUACUAUGGAAAAACUUCUCAUGCUGCUGCUUACCCUUGGGAAGGACUAAAUGCAUUAGAUGCUGCAGUGCUUGCAUACAACAAUCUGUCCCUUUUAAGACAGCAAAUGAAACCGACAUGGAGAGUACAUGGAAUAAUAAAGAAUGGAGGUGUGAAGCCUAAUAUCAUCCCUUCUUACACUGAAUUAGAAUUUUACUUGCGUGCUCCUUCCUUAAGGGAACUCUCUACCUUAAAGGAGAAAGCAAGGAAUUGUUUUAAAGCUGCAGGUCUAGCAACUGGGUGUGAAGUGGAAUUACAAGAUAGUGAAGCCGAUUUCUACAAUGUGCUUCCUAAUAAGACACUACAAAAAAUUUACAAAGAAAAUGGCAAGAAGCUUGGCAUAGACUUCAUUUCUGAUGACAAUUUAAAUGAGUUAACAGGUAAUUCCACUGAUUUGGGGAAUGUUUUCUAUGGUAUUCCUGAAAUUAAUUCCUUUAAUAUUGGUUCAGUUGCUUUGAACCAUACAUUCAUUCAGCCUGCUGAUAAGUCAUGUUAAUUCAGUUUCAUUUGAGCAUCAUAUUUCUGUUUGUCUGAAAGGCUAAUGAAAGACAUUAAAGUGCAAAACUAUACAUUUUCACUCUUCAUUGGGUAAUGAAACAUCUGCAAGAAAAUGGUAAUACAGAUUCCACAAUUCAACCCUGAGCUAAAAUAUUCUCUUCUGUUGGUAUAUUUAGUUUAUAUUUUGAUUUAUCUUCAGUGUCAGAAGUAUAUAGAUAUCCCUUGGAGACAACUAAAACAUUAUGGCAAUGACUGCAAUAAAUAUAAUUUUUGUACCAAGCUUAUAGGAACAAAGUUUCAGACCAGCAAAGCUCUUAGUAGAAAAAGAAAUGUGAGAGAGUAAAUUCUGAUCUUUAUACAAAUAUUUUUGGUUUUUAAAAAACUUACCUGCCAGGUCCAUGUGUACAAGUCAGUGUUAUGGAAAUUAAACAAAUAGAAAUUUUGCAUUUAGAUAAUUAAAAUUCUAUGCCAACAACAUUAUAUUUUCAAUUAAUAAUUUUGCAUAAAUCUGCUAGGUUUCAUUAUUCGUUACUUAUCACUGAAGGGUUGAAGAUUCUUACAGGAUUGCAUCUAAUAUAGAAAUCUUAAAAGCUUGAACGGAAAGUUAAAUCUUCUGGAUCUAUUUUAUUAAAUGUCUAUGCAGACAUGUAUAGACAUUUUGCGUAUGUUCAUGUCCUUAUGAUGUUUCUGCCAUUUCUACAAGUGAAAAGUAAGUCUAAAUUGGGAACCAUUCACCUGCUUGGCUCUAGCUCUUCCAAAGUGUUAAUUACCUUAUUGCUCUUUCUUAAACUUUUAACAGGUCUUCCAGCAAAAAAGAAGAAAACCCCACCAAAAACAAAAGUGUUUUUUAAUGUUUCAAAACCCACCUGGAUUUGAAACAUAAGGAUUGUGAUAUCUUCAUAAAAACCUUUAUUUAUUUGAAAGUUGGUUAGAAGAAAAUACUAGCUUCUGUUUUAAUGCUUACAUAAAAUUCAAUUCAUCACCUUAAUUUUUAAUUAACAUGUAAACAAUAUUUCUUUAUAUUUAAGGUCAUGUGAUAUAUCCAAUGGAAA